CUGAUUAUUGCCAUAUAGCCAACAAAAUCGAUUUUCGAGAACAUCUAAACGAUAUCUUUGAGAAUAUGCCAUAGAGAAUAUGCCAUAUCUUUGCAACCAAGUAAAGGCCGAUCUAUAAAUAGUCAAGCAUAUGUUACUAAUACACAUACACAUUAAACCUAAAGCGACUUAAAAACAAUGGCAGCAAAGGAGUGUUUCACCGAGCUAUCAGACAUCAAACCAUUCAAGACAUCAUGGAAAAUAAGAGUGAAGAUCGUCCACACAUGGAAACAGUUCACUACUUACACUGGAGAGACAAUCGAGAUGAUCUUGGCUGAUGUAGCGGGAAUACUAAUUCAUGCAACCAUUAAAAAACAACAGUUGAACAAGUUUCAACGACUAAUUGUUUUUGGAGAAUGGAGAGUCAUUGAAAACUUCCAACUCACUAGAGCAUCUGGGAAGUUUAGAGCAACCAAGCAUACAUACAAAAUGUCGAUAAUGAAUUCAACAAUCAUUACUCGAUGCCAGUCUUUGUCUAAUGAUUUUUAUGUUGAUCUUGCUGCAUUUGACAACAUACUCGCUGAUGAUGUUCUUAAUGAACACAUACUCAUUGAUGUUCUUGGUCAGGUAGUAUCUGUUGGGCAGAUGAAAACGUCUUCACAAAAUGAUAAACCAAAAAAAAGGUUGGAGGUUGAGUUGAGAGAUACCAGUGACCAGCGGCUAUCAUGUACUCUAUGGGGGAAAUUUGCAGAUUCAAUGUGGGAAGCAUGUAGAAAAGAAGAACGUGGAAUUGUCAUAUGUUUGCUUCGAUGUGCUAAAAUCAAUACUUACAAUGGUGAUAGAUCUGUCUCAAAUGCAUUUGACAUGUCUUUAAUGCUACUCAACCCAGACUACACAAUAGUCAAUGAAUUUGACCAAAACUGUAUCACUAAUAGCAGUGAUAAUGGAGAUGGAAAUCCAACUGCAAUGACUACUCCUUCAUCGAAAAGGAGAGAAGACCCAAAUGAUGAAAAUGACCAAGAAUCAACUUCGAAAAGGCUUUGUUUACCAUCAAUCACAGCGGCUAUUGAAAAAGAAUGUGACAAGGAUGUAGCAAAAGAAAAGGAUGGUGAGAAGUUUGGCGAUGUUGGAGACUUGGAAGGACAUCAAAAAGAUGGCGAGAAGGAUCAGGCUACUGCUACUUAA
Messenger RNA from Capsella rubella, 1164 nucleotides. RefSeq names its product replication protein A 70 kDa DNA-binding subunit C. NCBI's taxonomy places the organism in Eukaryota, Viridiplantae, Streptophyta, Magnoliopsida, Brassicales, Brassicaceae. The record is from RefSeq and is a predicted model, not a curated record. The transcript is spliced from 6 exons. Bases 178 to 1164 code for a protein of 328 amino acids.